ACGUGACAUCUGAAGCGAGGAUCGGAGUAGGAAUGGACAUGGCGAGAAGAGGAAGAGAAAGGGUGGAGAAGCUACAAGUCUAGAAUAGAAUAAAUAGCAAAGCCAGCAUCCUAAUCUCUCUCUCUCUCUCCUCUGAAAAUAGUUGCGAUUGCGAUGGGUUCCUCGUGCUUGGUCACGCCACACAUGACAUGUCACAUGCGCAUGCAAACCAACAACCACAUCAGAUUCAUUCAUCAUCUUCUUUUAACAAUAACUCCGGCCAACUUCUCCGUGUCCAUGAUCAUCCCAUGACCCCCUCCUCCGCCACCCCUCGCCGCAAUGCCUCUGUCCCUGUCAGGGGGAGCGCCGCGGCCUCGGCGAGGUCCCUCGCCGCCGGGCUCUGGAGGCUGCGCCACGCCCGGAGGAUGAAGGCAACCCAAGCAGCGGAAGGGAGGAGAGCAAGCCACCACUGCCAUGGCAAAAGAAGGGCUGCUGGAAUUGGAAGCCAUUGCCAAUGCUGCAGUAUCCACCACCACAAAGGCAUGUUAGACAAGAUCGAGGCCUGCGUGGAGGAGCUGCCCUCCUCGAUGUUGGAGAAGGCCACCAAAUGGGACAACCAACAUCAUCACUGUCUCUCGCGAUGGCGAUCAACACCAGCAGCCCGUUCUUCUCCUCUGAUGCUCCUACUAAUGGAGGCCGAGCUGGAGAAGGCGCGUUGCCACAUCAGCGAGCUCGAGGAGGAGCGGCGCGUGGUGACCAAGAGGCUCGACCGCUUCCUGCGGAAGGUGGCCGAGGAGAAGGCCCGGGUGCGGGACAAGGCCCGCCACGCCGUCGCCGCCCUGAGAGAGGACCUUAGCUCGGAGCGGGCUCACCGGCGGCAGCUGGAGCAGGCUAACGCGCGGCUGAUGCGCGAGCUGGCGGAGGCUCGGUCGUCGGCGAAGCAGCAGGCGGAGAGCUACGAGAUGGAGCGCAAGGCCCGGGAGCUGAUGGAGGAGGCGUGCUCGGAGCUGACGCGGGAGAUGGAGGAGGACCAGGCGGAGGUGGAGCUGCUCCGCGGCGAGUGCCUGCGCAUGCGGGAGGACAUGGAGGAGGAGCGCCGGAUGCUGCAGAUGGCCGAGGUCUGGCGCGAGGAGCGCGUCCAGAUGAAGCUCUCCGACGCCAAGCUCGCGCUCGAGGCCAAGUACGCCCACCUCAGCCGCCUGCAGGCCGAGAUGGAGGCCUUCCUCCGUCGGACCAACCGGGAGUCGGCGGCGGCGAGCUCAUCCGCCGCAAGGUCUCGCGGCCGCGCCAGCCAACACAACAAUGAUGAUUCGGUGGAUGCGGAUUCCGUGCUCGAGCACUUCCUCCGCAAGGAGAAGGAGGAGAUGGAGAUGGAGAUGGAGAUGAACCGCCGCGCCAACAGCCCCGCGUCCUCGGAUUCCAAUUCCAAUUCCAACACGCCGCUGCAGUCCGUCAGCCCGGCGACCGACCUCUUCUUGGCAAAGAUCGAUGACGAAGACGACGGGGGCUACGACAUGGACUACGACGGAGGCAGGGAUUCCUGCAGCUGGUUCGGGACCAGCGAUCGCUCUGCUUUGGAGGCUCGUUCCUCGGGAGCCAGCCGGCGUUCGGCGGGGAAGAACACCGCUCUCAUACGCAGGCUCUGGAGGUCGGCAAUCGCCGAGAGCAGGAACAAGACUGGAGGCGGCUGGUCGCCGUCUUCCGACAGGAGGUCCAGCGCCACCGCGGAAGCGCCCCCAGCAGCACCUCCACAGCAGAGCCUGAGGGAGAAGCUCAUGGAGGCCAGGAUGGAUGAUCACAAGCCUGUCCACGCACUAGUCAAACACAACACAGGCUCUUCCAUCCAUCCAUCCAUGCAUCCAUCUCUAGCUAGUAAAGGAAAGCGUGUCUGAAUAUUGGGUUACAUCAAUGUAUCAUAGUACAUACCAAAAUUCAUUCCCCAGCCUUGCAUGUAUCAUACUCCAUAUGCUAGUCUUGCCCAAUGUAAAUUGUUCACAUAAAGUACACUACUGUUGACGCUAAUAGAGGCCUCAAAUCUAACCCCAAACAUUUUCCUGCCUGUAACUGAAUCUGUCUAUUGACAUAUGAGAAACAUUUGAGAGGCCUGCUGUA
This is a messenger RNA of Setaria italica (foxtail millet), 2091 nucleotides long. RefSeq lists its product as uncharacterized. NCBI's taxonomy places the organism in Eukaryota, Viridiplantae, Streptophyta, Magnoliopsida, Poales, Poaceae. The transcript is spliced from 3 exons. Bases 189 to 1871 code for a protein of 560 amino acids. The record is from RefSeq and is a predicted model, not a curated record.